AAACAACGCCGCACACACUCUUCGACAUGCAUCGUAGUCCACGGAAAAUAUUUGUCUGCGGGGUUUUUACACGUAAAACGCGUCUGCUCGUACAUCAAUAUUCCUUUGUUUAGAUAAAAGAAUUGAAUCAGAUAUUCUUGUUUCUUCUUAAUCUGUUCGAGGUCACCCGCUGUGUUUAGUUUGUCUAUCGGUAUGAACACAAGAUAGAUGACUGUCCAUCUUAACAUAAGCUUGAGGUUUUGGCUGGUUGUACCUAAGGUCCAGUUUCACUCUGGUCUGAUUAAUGUCAACGAGCCCCCGGUGCACCGGACACCGGAGCCAGAGUUCGGACACUGGAAUCUGUGGCCACGUGCCAAAUGCGACUUUAAUAAGCUCUAAUUUCCUAAUCAUAUGAACCAGUGCUUUCUGUGCUUGCCUUAUUACGUCAUGUUUUGUUAGUCUGGCAUGACUAACGUUAUGUUUUGGAUUUUACAGGGAACUAGUUGUGGUAGAUAAAUCUAAUGUUGAUUCCUCGAGAUUUGGUAACAACGGUCUGUUUGUUCACGCAGCGUUGUGCAAUAGGACAUUGGAUUUUAACUGCGAUAUUGUUCCUGAGUCAAUAACAUCUUGGUACGAAGUGGCAGUUCGUGUGUGUGUACACACCAAAUGCUUGUGAUCAUUUUGUUGAUAAUAGAAAUAGACUAGGUUUGAUUAACAUAUAGGUUUUAAGAAGCUCAUUCUGGUUUUAGGAUAUUUGACACUUUCCAUUUAACACCGUCCAUUUAACAACUGUUCAUGUAGAAUAGAUGUUUCAACAUUUAUUUGUACUUCUUUUGUAUGCUGGAAGCAAGACAAUGAUUUGUAUUGUAAACAGCCGUUAACAAAUAAAGCAGUCAGUAUGACAUGACGUGUGUAUUGUGUUGUAAGUCUUCGAAAACCAAAUAAUACUUUAAUGUGAGGAACUUGUCAAUCUCUCUCAUGGCCGAUUUGAUAUAUUUAAUUGAACAACAACAUAAACAUGCAAAGCUGAAGUUAAGCUUUAGACUCAUUUUGCACAGUGCAUGAUUUGUGUAUUACUUUUUGCUUUUUUGAUGACAACCCCUUUUAAAGCCUCAAGUUCUUUUUAUCAUGUCAGGAAACCAUGUUGAUGUAUUAAUCCUGUACAUCAUUUAUUUGUGUGUGGUUGUGUCAGAUGUGAUCCCUUGUUUUGUAGUUUCAAUUAGGGCCUACAUGUAUUGGUCGGCAUGUUCAACAAGUCAUCAACAUUAUCAGUUCCUGACCGUCUCUCUGUGUACAAAUCACAAGCCCUUUGCCCACCAUGAGUCACGAACAUUUACCAGAUAUUGUGUGAAUCGGUGAUUUAAAUUUCAGUAUCUUGUACGAUGAUAUAUUCCCCAACCAGCCUGUUCACAUUUCAGCCAUUCUUUGAACUGAAUACAGAGGUUACACACCAUCUCUGAUAACAGUCCGAGUGUGUUUGUUAUAAACUUUGCACUUUAGCACUGACUGCUACAGAAUCAGCAGGAGUAAAGACUACAAGAACUUAGAUACAAGUACUAUUAUGUUCAGACCUUUGUAGUCACAGAUAUAGACAGAAGUUCAAGCUUUAGAGAGUUAUUCAAGGAGAUCAGGAUUGUGUGAAUGAAUCAUCUGCUCCUUCAUAUGGAUUUAUUGUGACUGAAUAGAUUAUACACAUGUGCCUAUUUUACAAUUCUCUGCAGGUAUGCCGGGGUCCAGACACGUCGGCGUGGAAGCCUGGAGCACAAAGCAGGUCACCGGCUGGCUGAGAGAACAAGGAUUUCGUGAAUAUGUGGAUCUCCUGUGUUCUAAGCAUCGACUGGAUGGAGCCAGCCUGCUGUGUCUUAGCGAGGCUGACCUACGGUCCCCUCCGCUGGAAAUUAAGGUGCUGGGUGACAUAAAGAGAUUGAUGCUGGCAGUGCGGAGACUUCAGAGGCAACACACAGCCCUCGCUUACACAGAGGUCGGCACAUCGUCUCCUAUGCACAAUGGGAGAAUAGAUUUUGGUAAUGGCUCUGCGGACGUAAAGAGAAGAGACUAUCAAUAUAGUAACGGGGUCAGGCCGGCUGCCACGGUCGGUGAGGAGCAUGGCAGUGCUUACUCGAACGGGAAGCGUAAGCAGGGUUGUGCUCGGCUGGACCCCGAGUAUUGGAAGACGGCACUCGGUACUCUCUACGCCAUGCUGGUGUGCGGAGUGACGUCUUUUGUAAUGGUGCUUGUGCACGAGAGAGUUCCAGACAUGCGGACGUACCCCCCACUUCCAGACAUAUUUCUGGACAGUGUACCCAGAAUUCCCUGGGCGUUCGCCAUGGCUGAAGCAUGCGGAGUGGUGUUAAGUCUCAUAUUUCUGCUGGUGUUGUUAAUGCACAAACACAGGUCUAUUUUGUUUCGCAGGUUGUGUAGUUUAAUGGGGACGGUAUUUCUUCUCCGCUGUGUCACAAUGUUCGUCACAUCACUGUCUGUACCUGGUCAUCAUCUGCAAUGUUCAGGCAAAGUGUAUGGUGAUAUGUGGGCAAAAGUGCAGCGUGCACUGGACAUCUGGAGUGGGUUCGGCAUGUCUUUAACUGGUGUUCAUACGUGUGGGGAUUACAUGUUCAGUGGACACACUGUUGUUCUCACCACGCUCAACUUCUUUGUCACUGAAUAUACACCACGUAAUUGGAACUUCAUUCACACCAUGUCUUGGGUCUUGAAUCUGUUUGGAAUCUUCUUCAUCUUGGCGGCACAUGAACAUUACUCCAUAGACGUCUUCAUCGCAUUCUACAUCACCACCAGACUGUUCCUGUACUACCACACGCUGGCGAACACACAAGCCUAUCAUCACAGCCGCAGAGCUCGUAUCUGGUUCCCUCUCUUCUCUUUCUUUGAGUGCAACGUGACCGGACCCGUUCCAAAUGAGUAUGGCUGGCCUUUCUACAAACCUGCCUUCAUGAAGAUCCUUUUAGAAUAGACCUUCACUAUGGUCUCUUGGGGAAAAAUUAUUUAUUGCAUUUGAUCACUUUUUGAAACUCCUGUCAUUAAUUACACUGUAAAAUAGAUUUUUUUUGUUCUGUUAGCUAAUUGAUCCCGCCUGUUUAGCAGUCUGUACAGUAUUUUGAAAUGCUCCUUCCUCUAUAAUUGAGUGCCUAAUUUGUCAAUAUCAGUUUUGUUUGACUGGUGCAGAACGGAGUAUUUAGUAAAGCAGAUUUCAGGACUCAUCAAUGAAAAAGUAUAACAUCAGAUCAAAUAAGCACAAUUUUUAAUGCAUAAACCAUUGCAGUAUAAGAUAUAAGAGAAAGGAAUAUAUAAAUAAAUAUUACUGUAAUCUGCAUUGAGUUGUUAUACUAAUACCUCAGUCUUAGACUUAAUGUCCUUUGCUGCCUAGGUCGUGUAACAGAGAUGUAAUAUUUGUCUUACUGAUUUUGCCAAUUCUAAUAAUUUACUUUUUUAUAAAUAGUUCCAAACUUUUUUUAUGUGACUUCAGGAAGAAAUCACAAUUUGUCAAAAGGUGUUUUGCCAACAACAGCAUCAGUGUUACUGUGAAUAACCAAAGAUAUGUUCAACACUAACAUCAACGCCAUUAUUAAAAGGGAGGUGCUGCAUUUUGUUUACUAGUAAGAUUAAUAUAUAAAAGCACUAUAUGUGUAUGUUUUUAAAAAUAUGUAUGUGACAUUUAAUUUAUAACAUUGUUUCUUUUUCAGUUUUAUUUUAAUGUAAUUUAAAGUCUUAUCAAGUUGUUUAUAAACCCAUAGGUUUAUUUUACUGGAACAAUAAAGUUUACAAACACUUUUGUACAGUAUUUAACAAGAUAGACUGUGUAGUUUUUUGGAGGAUCUAUUGAGAGAAAUGCAAUAUAAUAUACAUAACUAUGUCUUCAAAGGUGUAUAAAGACCUUACAUAAUGAAGAGUUAUGUGUGUUUAUUACCUUAGAAUGAGAUAUUUCUAUCUUUAACUUUAUCACUGUAUGUACAGAGCUGUGAGACUAAAGAUGUUUCUAAACUGCUUCUAGAUGAUUAUACAUGUUUCUAAACUCUGUCCACAUAGUCUUCAGAGACUGUGUAAACCUUACUAAACCACCACGUAACUGUCAAUCAUUUGUAAAAGUCAAAUGUAAAUGUUUAUUAAAGAUCUAUAACAAUUGCA
This is a messenger RNA of Triplophysa dalaica, 4119 nucleotides long. RefSeq names its product sterile alpha motif domain containing 8 (gene samd8a). NCBI's taxonomy places the organism in Eukaryota, Metazoa, Chordata, Actinopteri, Cypriniformes, Nemacheilidae. Bases 1703 to 2947 code for a protein of 414 amino acids. The transcript is spliced from 5 exons. Gene Ontology annotation, biological process: ceramide biosynthetic process. Gene Ontology annotation, cellular component: endoplasmic reticulum membrane; Golgi membrane. Gene Ontology annotation, molecular function: protein binding; ceramide cholinephosphotransferase activity; sphingomyelin synthase activity. The record is from RefSeq and is a predicted model, not a curated record.